Trichomonas vaginalis G3 is the source of this 777-nucleotide messenger RNA. Its product is annotated as spectrin binding. The record is from RefSeq and is a predicted model, not a curated record. The transcript has a single exon. The coding region runs from base 1 to 777 and encodes 258 amino acids. Gene Ontology annotation, molecular function: protein binding. NCBI's taxonomy places the organism in Eukaryota, Parabasalia, Trichomonadida, Trichomonadidae.
AUGUCUGAUUGGAAUACGAUGGAAGCAGCAAUUGCAUCUCAUAAUUUCGAUAAUGUUGAAAAAUUAAUUACUGAAUACCAUUUACGAAUUACUUCCCUACCAUGUACAACUUAUUAUAAUCUUUAUGCAUAUGCAUUCUUUUUAGAUGAUGCUAAUUCAUACGACUUAUCUUUAACCAUUUUUAAAUCUCAAUUAUUUCAUAUUCCAUCUCUUUGUGAAUAUUUGAUUAAGAAUGGCGUAGAUAUUAAUUUAAAUUUAUUUGGUGGUUAUACAGCGCUUCAUUAUGCAGUUGAUUCAAAUCAAACAGGUAUUGCAUCAACUUUGCUUUUAAAUGGAUUUGAUUGUUCUGUCUUAAAUGGAUCUGAACUUAGUUUGGUUAUUUCCAAUGACAAUUCUGCUAUGUUGGAGUUACUUGCUUCACAUGGGUCAAAUGUCAACUACAAAUAUGAAGAGAGUCAAUUUACAAUCCUUCAUCAUGCAUGCUUAAAAAAUAAAAUCGAAGCAGCAAAUAUUCUAAUUUCACACGGUGCAAAUAUAAAUGAUAAUAAUAACAGGCAAAAAUUAACUCCUCUUAUGAUUGGAUUAAUAUUAAAUCAUAGGGACAUUAUUAAACUUCUGAUUUCACGUGGGGCUGACAUCAACAUGCAGAAAUCUGGAGGAUUUUCUGCCAUUCAUCUUACAAUAUUAUUUUGCAAACUCUAUUAUCUUUAUUACAAAUCUUGUGUUCUUAGAAUAAAAUGUAACAAUAUAUUGAGGCCGAAUGCCAAUAAAUGUUAA